GUCCAACACUGUGAUGGUGGCAUGAAUAGUACUGGCAAUCUGGAGCAGUGGUGCCAACAAAUGUAUGAUGCUGGCCAACGCUCACCUCAUCUUCUUGCCUUCAUGAUAGACCUUAUGGAAGACAAGAUGGAGCGAGAGGCCUCGGAAAGACCGCAUGUACUGAAGAAAACUCAGGAGCUAUGUGAAUCUUUGGCCAUGGAACAUGACAAGAUUCGCCGCGAGUACUGGAUGUAUAUAGAACGAAGCCUUAGUCACAGAUUUGGCGCUUAGGCAGUUGAAUUCAGAUCUCGGUGUUCCAGUGCCCUUAUUUAAUACUGGAUCUCAGUGUGCAGGUACGAAACACAGCAGCUUCAUAGCAUUCUUAGGAUGCUUUCACUUAGUCAUGUUUCCCAUAGGCUAAACGUAAUGACCAGAGAUGAAGUUUUGAAUUCCAUUUUGACCAAUUGAUAACUGUAUCUUACAAGUUUAUCCUUUUUUUAUAUGGCAGGUUAAAUAUGAAUCCAGUUAUAUUUAAUUACUAGCAUAUGAGCAUCCACUUGAACUGUGUAUGUCAUUGAUUAUAGCAAAAUAAUAAUUUUUUAAAGUGAUGCUUUGAUGAAAAUUAAAUAAUGAUCAGGAUUUUACUAGUAUGUACAUUGAAGGGCUAACAUAGCACAAAGUGCUGAGAGUUGUGUACUGUAAAGUUAUUCUAUAUUAAGUACUGUAUAGAAUAUCUCCAAUAAAAUUUUACCUGUAAUUACUUGCAGGUAAAAAAAAAAAACAUCGUCUUCAGUUAAGUCUGUUCUCAACUCGGCACACAUUGUAGGCUAUUAAAGCACUGUUAUCAGAUUGGUAUUUGUCACUGUAUAGUAUUGUCAGUUUAGAGUUUUAUAUUUGUUACCAGUUAAUACUAAAAAAUUUAUUUCAU
Procambarus clarkii (red swamp crayfish) is the source of this 907-nucleotide messenger RNA. The record is from RefSeq and is a predicted model, not a curated record. Lineage: Eukaryota; Metazoa; Arthropoda; Malacostraca; Decapoda; Cambaridae.